Molecule: messenger RNA, 2450 nt
Organism: Bemisia tabaci
Lineage: Eukaryota; Metazoa; Arthropoda; Insecta; Hemiptera; Aleyrodidae
Molecular function (GO): ATP hydrolysis activity
Source: RefSeq, a predicted model, not a curated record
CACGAAAAACAAAAAAAGCACCGGCACGCUGGGGGUACUGAGAGUGCCUCGCUCUCGUGUGAAUCCAUUUUUUUAGUGAAUUUGUGAUUCUGGGCAAGAUUUUGACGGUAGUCGUUAUAUUUUAUUAAUCAUAUGUAUAAGUUCUUGAUGUGAUAAUCUAACUCAUCACUUCCAAUAGGAAGCUGGACUAUAUUGUGAAACCACCAUGCACCAAUGAAUGCAAGACUAGAAAUGAAGCUGAAUAUAUUGUUUUCGUGCAUUUUUGGUAUUGGUCCGGCUUCUUUCCUCGCACGUGCAGACUGGGUGGACGAGCAAAAAAAACAUGCGGAAACUAAUUUGGACGCAAAUAAUAAGCCUUCCUGGUCACAAGCAGAAUAUCACACACCAAAUGAUCUGUUCCUGGAAUUCUCCGAAAUUCGAAACAGCAGAGCUUUUAUUGACAAGACAUUUUUCCUUCACGAAUGGCUGACCCACCGGCCAAAACAUUGGUAUGUGACCGCACCCCCUGGCUUCGGCAAGACCGCAUUGGCAAAAAUGGCAGUGCAAUUUCUAAACGCCUCCGCCGAAAUCUUCGAUGGCGUAGAAAAGUUUCAUGAUAGGCACAAGACGGCGGUUUACGAGCUCUUUCAAGGCACCAACAUAUUUGAAAUGAAAGAAUUUUUCGACCAGCACUUCCAGAACUAUGCUGUCAUAUACGUCGACUUAGCUCCCUUGAGCAACACGACGGAAGCUAUGUAUUUGAAACAAGACGAUUUCAACACGCAGGACUUCCAUAUAUAUUUCAGGUUGGUGAUAAAAAAAAUGAUGAGCUAUUACCCAUCCCUUCUUUUCCAUCAAAGUUUAACGGAUAUCGAAAGAGAACGCUUCAGAGAAUAUCUUGAAAACGGAAUGGAGACUGCCGUUCGCCCGACUUUAUUCUGGAAUUGUAUUUCAUUCUUGAAGGAGAUGCUUAAAAAAACCUUGAAGAAGGAGGUCAUUGUUAUAAUAGAUUCCUACGACGCAUUAUGCAAACCUAGUAUGGUUGGGGAUCUUUCAAAACUACAAAGACCUUACAUAGGUUCAUACAUGAUCAACUUCAGUAAGCUGCUACUUCAAGAUAGACUGGCAACCGUGCUGUAUCUCGGAACGAUCAACACUAGAGAAUUGAUGCUUCUAAAACCCUCUGACGUGGGUAUGCAAAUGGUAGUUCCGAUCACUCAUACUCCCUUUUCAACCGAUGAACGUCUCGCAAAGUACUUUGGACUAUCCAAGCAAGAAGUUGAUGAUAUUUUGUCCAAACAUUCAAUGGAGGAACAUCUCGGAGUAGUUAAUGAUCUUUUGAACGGACAUGCAGUUAUUGGGUCAUCUCUUACUCUGUUCAAUACUAAAUACGUGCUUUCGUACAUUGAACAUAGAAAUGCUUCAACCAUCGCCUUUACUAUGCCUUCCACUGCCGAAAUUCUACAUCACUACAGAAAAAUUUUCUCGGUUGAGUUGAUCAGCAAUGUUGUGACCCCCUGUGUAUACAAGGAUAAAACUGAGAUGAAGGUCCAUCCUUUGGAGAUAGUUAGUUUUGCGAGCUUCACAAGACUGACAAUUUUGAUGGGUAAUAUGACAGGAGUGCAAAAGGAUAGAAGGAUAAGUCCUGAAAAUAUCAUGUCAUUUAUCAAACUCCUCCGGUUUCUGGGUCUCAUGUCGGUUAUUGAUGAGAAAAAAGAUGUUUCCAACCUCAGAGCCUCGAGCCGAAGUGAUGCUGAGUGUUUGAACACCUACUUAUACAGCAGUGGCAGUGUUGAGAAAUUCUUCAAAAUUAGCGCGCAAGACGAACUGACAAUAGUUCGUGCGAUGAAAGGUCUUGCAGCAACUGAUGAUUCAGUACAACUUUUAGGCGAGGCUAUUCAUAAUAUUAUCAAAGAAAAAGUACCCGAGUCCGAAUAUCAGUUGAAGUCUUUGUUGUAUCUGUAUUCAAGGAGGGUUGCAAUUCAGUACCCUGAGGACUUCGUAAUGGAAGCUGAAAUCGCAGCCCCUACGACGAAAUAUUCAGAAUUUCGAGCCGGAGAUGAAAGACGAAUCGACGUAAUUUUGCUCCAAAAGAAUAAGGGAAUAGGGAUUAUUCUGACAUCUAAAUUUGAUGUCAAUGCAACUUCUGUUUUAAAAGAAAUGGUAGAUUUUAAAUAUUCUGAAAUACUCGAUUCAGAUCUCCGCUUUUCAAAGUUCCCGAUUCAAGAGAAGAUUUUGAUCGCAAUUUCAGUGACGCGCAAUAAAUCAGUGGAAAUUGCCACGGAGGUUUGGCACAAUAACGGAAAAACUGUUUUAAAAUAUGCAAACAUAACAUAACGAGAGUCCUGAAACUUAAUAUUUGCUCCAAAAUUGUUAAAAAUAAUUGUAAAAGAUGUAUUACCAAUUGCACACGUGUGAUUUGUAUAUAUAUAGGUAUAUAGCAUGAAUAUAUCGAAUUUUAUAUUUUUCUA